AUGUAUAAACACAAAAAAACGCAUAGUUGCCUAAAGCAAUUAGCCCUAAAGCAAUUAGCAAAAACACAAAAGCCAUCUAUUAAAAUAGCAGAGUUGACUGACGAUCACGGAAAUAUGUACACGGAGCCACAAGAAAUAUCUGAAAUCAUGAAUAAUUUCUUUAUUAACAUUUUAAAACAAGUGGGAGACAACACGACUCAAGCUGGAGAAUUUCUUCAUGAACAGGUAAUUGCGGAGUUUGUAUCAUCGAAGAUCUCAGAUGAUCAAGCCCAGUUUAGCAUUCCUGAAAUAACGAGUAAAGAUGUCCAAGAAAUAAUAGAUAAACUGUCAAAUAAUAAAGCUACAGGUUCUGAUGGAAUAAGUGUGAAACUCCUUAAACUGAUUGCACCGGUAUUCUGCGAACCAUUAACUAAAUUGUUAAAUUACUCGAUAGCCACCAAUACAUUUCCAUCGGCAUGGAAGAUGGCUCGUGUUACCCCCCCCUUUAUAAAGAUGGAGAACGUGAUCAGAGUAAUAACUACCGACCAAUAUCAGUAUUAUCCGUAUUGUCGAAGAUUCUCGAAAAACACGUGGCCAAAUCCUUAA
Paramuricea clavata is the source of this 585-nucleotide messenger RNA. NCBI's taxonomy places the organism in Eukaryota, Metazoa, Cnidaria, Anthozoa, Malacalcyonacea, Plexauridae. The record is from the annotation of a GenBank genome assembly.